Molecule: messenger RNA, 959 nt
Organism: Oryzias latipes (Japanese medaka)
Lineage: Eukaryota; Metazoa; Chordata; Actinopteri; Beloniformes; Adrianichthyidae
Source: RefSeq, a predicted model, not a curated record
UCAUGCCAACAGCUGUUGGUCUGUUUCGCCUCCAGCAGAAAUCAUGACCAAGUGGUUUCUUGUGGCGUUGCUUGCCUUGGUUGGAGCUCAGAGUCCAUCAGACAAUGAGGUGGCGGAGCUGACGACCAGAGUGGAGCAGCUGACAGCCAGGGUGGAGCAGUUGAAGAGAGAGAGAGAUGCUGCUCUAAACAUCUCUCUGACCUGUGGUGCAUUUUCCAUUGAUGACAAUCUGCUGCAGCAGCUGACAGCUAAGGUGGAGAGGUUAGAGAGAGAAAGAAAAUUUAGAGAGAGACCUCGGGUAGCUUUCUCCGCUGCACUUAUUGACUCUCGUAACUGGACCAGCUUUGGGCCGUAUACUGAUGACGAAACCCUGAAAUUGAAAAAGGUGAUAACCAACAUCGGCGGAGGAUAUAACCCAGAAACAGGUUGGUUCACAGCUCCUGUGGGCGGACUCUACUACUUCCGGGUCACCGGGCACGUCGGAGACAGUGAUUAUCUGAACGCAGGGGUGAAGAAGAACCGUGAAAACCUAAUCGCAAUCCACCAUAAGAGUAAAAAUACCAGAGGCAGCGCCUCCAACGCGAUGAUCCUGGAACUGGAACAGGAUGAUUUUGUUUUCUUUCAACUGUGGCGUGAACGUGGCCUGACCAUCGGGGAUCAGGGCGGAAUCACCACCUUCACAGGAUUCCUGGUAUCUCCCGUGUAAACGGGGCUCAAAAGCAUCCUGAUGCUGCACCGAUGCUCGACUUCUGCAAAACCCAUCAGAUGUGUAGCCAUUUGGGCAAAUCAUUGUUGAAAACUUAAAAAAAAAACUACUACGCCUGGUUUUUAGUUUUUACUUCUUAAGACCCAAACUGUCUCACAAAAUGCAGAAGGAGGAGCUAAAAUUAUGUUUUUGAUCUCACACAUUGAAAUGAAACAGUCUUGGAAAUGUUAACCAAUAAAAAGGAAAAGUAUCA